AUGUUCAGAAGCCUAAGGCCUGGGGGCCUGGGAGCCCAGGGCAUGGCAGGACCCCUGCGGGGUCGGGUGGAGGAGCUGAAGCUGCCCUGGUGGCGAGAGACCUCACCACUGGUGCUACGGCACAGCGAGGCCGCCCGGCUGGCAGCUGACGCCCUUCUGGAGCAGGGUGAGGCUGCCUAUUUGCGGGUCAUCUCUGAGGAGCAGGAGCUGCCCUUCCUGAGUGGCCUGGAAGUGGACUACAUCACCAGCCAUGUGCACAGGGGUCCUGAGCUCAGCGAGUCCCAGGGCCUGGAGGCCUCAGGGCCUGACCGUCUUAGCCUGUUCUCUGAAGUCACCUCUGGCACAUACUUCCCCAUGGCCUCUGAUGCAGACCCCCCAGACCUGGACCUGGGCUGGCCUGAGGUUCCACAGGCCACAGGCUUCAGCCCUACCCAGGCUGUGGUCCACUUCCAGCGGGACAACGCCAAGAACAUCAAGGACCUGCUGCGUUUCCUCUUCAGCCAGGCCCGCACGGUGAUAGCUGUGGUGAUGGACAUAUUCACCGACAUGGAGCUUCUGUGUGAUCUCAUGGAGGCCUCGAGCCGGCGUGGUGUUCCUGUCUACCUGCUCCUGGCACAGGAAUACCUGAGGCACUUUCUGGAGAUGUGCUACAAAAUGGACCUCAGUGGGGGGCUCCUGCCGAACAUGCGUGUGCGGAGCACAUGUGGGGACACAUACUGUAGCAAGGCAGGCCGCCGCUUCACUGGGCAGGCCCUGGAGAAGUUCAUCAUCAUUGACUGUGAGCAGGUGGUUGCGGGCAGCUACAGCUUCACCUGGCUGUGCAGCCAGGCCCACACUAGCAUGGUGCUGCAGCUGAGGGGUUGCAUCGUGGAAGACUUCAACCAGGAGUUCCGCUGUCUGUAUGCUGAGUCGCGGCCUGUGGAGGGCUUCUGUGGCGGUGAGGAGCCGUUGUCACCCCGGGCACCACGCCCUCCCCUGGUGGCCUGGGCCUUCAGGCCUGGCAUCCCAAGCCCCACCUCCUCCUCACCCUCCAGCACCAGCCUCAGCAGCGUCAAGCGCUCUCCUCUCAUGGGCUGCUCCUCCUACCUCCCUCUACCAGGAGCCUGCAAUGACAUGGGUAUGGGGCCCUCAUCCCCAGGUCCCUCCAGCCGUAAGGCCAGUGGGCAGCCCCCACUGCAACACCAGCUGUCAGACCCUAACCAUGGCUCCUUUCCUGGGCUCUACCUAGGCAACCUGGGCAAGCUGGGAGCAUCCCCAUUGUCCCAGUCCUCCCCUCCCCUCAACCACCAUAGCACCAGCCCCCUGGCCCUGGCAGUGGGCUCACCUCUGCUCCCCCACCCGCGCCCCUUCUUCCCCUUCCCUCGGGGUGGCCCAGCCCUGUCCCGGCUCCCAGAGAACGGGCUCCCAGGAAGCCAGGGGCCCAGCCCUCCACGAGGUCACAGAGUACCUGGCCCAGCCCUGGAGACAGUGGAUGAGAAGGCAUAUCUGAGUCAGAGCCAUGACCAGCUGGACCUCUUGGUCCCCUUCCCCAGAGCCCGAGAAGCAAGAGGCCCUGACUCUGGGGUUACCCUCAUCUCAGGCUCCCUUCAGCCUGGUGAGCAGGCCCCAGAGGACAGGAGGUUGGCCCCAAGCCACAGCUACAGUCAACUGGACCUCUUGCCCUGGGCCCAGGGUGCCGGGAGCACCCUUGAGUCAGGCUCCCCCAGAACUGGUGAUCAGGUCUCAGAGGACAGAAAGCUGUCCCCAAGCCACAGCCAGACCCAACUGGACCUCCUGGCGCAGUUCUCCAAGGCCCGGGGCUCCAAAGUGCCCCCUAAGGCCAGUUCCCCAGCCAGGCCCAGCAAGCAGGGCCCAGAUGAGUGGCGGCAGACCCUAGGUCACAGCCAGCUGGACCUCAUCACAAAGUUUGGCGCAUUCCGGGGUGAGGGACCUGGGCCCAAUGGUCUCCCCGAUCCGAGCCCUGUUCACAAGACUGGAAUGGGCGCUGGAGACGAGAAGCGACUGACUUUGGGCCACAGCAAGCUGGACCUCAUCACCAAGUAUCACCAACUGAAGGGCACCAGGCAGGUGCCUGAGCCUGGCCUGCCCAGUGCCUCCACAGGUGGCCAUCGCAAUGGUGGUAGCAAUGACCUGCAUGGGGAUGAGAAGUGGCUGACCCUGGGCCACAGCAAACUGGACCUCAUUAUCAAGUACAACAAGUCCAAGUCCAAGCUGCUCCGAAGCCGCUUUGAGUCCUAG
Trichechus manatus latirostris (Florida manatee) is the source of this 2238-nucleotide messenger RNA. RefSeq names its product family with sequence similarity 83 member C (gene SACK1C). The coding region runs from base 1 to 2238 and encodes 745 amino acids. Gene Ontology annotation, molecular function: protein kinase binding. The record is from RefSeq and is a predicted model, not a curated record. The transcript has 4 exons. Gene Ontology annotation, biological process: epidermal growth factor receptor signaling pathway. Lineage: Eukaryota; Metazoa; Chordata; Mammalia; Sirenia; Trichechidae.